AUGAGUUCUGACGACGAAGAUUUCAACGAUAUCUAUGGUGACGACGAGCAAGUGGCGUCCACCACGGAGACCGCCAAGGAGCAACCCAAGGCGGAGGAACCCACCACUUCUGAGAAUGCCUCCAAACCAGCAGAGGAGAACAACCCGGCUCCUGCACCAGCUGCCAACACGUCCAGCUCACUGGAUCAACUGGCCGCUUUGCAAGCAUUGUCCUCCAACAUAACCCAGAUCAGCAAAGAAAGCGGGGACUCCAAGGACACCAAACCUGAGAGCAACACCUCUGGUUCAUCUACCAACCAGACCGCACCUGGUGCUGGGUUACCAUGGGAACAGCUACAGCAGAGCAUGUCCCAGUUCCAACAGGGUACAUCCAACCAAUCGUCUACGUCUAAUGCUCCAGUUCCCGGUCCCGCAGAAAGCAAUCUGGAUGCAAACGGUCAUGUGAAGGCUGACAUCUCAAAGGAUAACUGUAAGAUGUUCAUCGGUGGAUUAAAUUGGGAGACCACAGAAGACGGCCUACGGGAGUACUUCAACAAGUACGGGCAUGUCAUAGACUUGAAGAUCAUGAAGGACCCAAAUUCUGGGAGAUCCAGAGGUUUCGGUUUCUUGACGUUUGAGGAACCAUCGUCCGUGGACGAGGUCGUUAAGACCCAACAUAUCUUGGACGGUAAAGUGAUCGACCCAAAGAGAUCCAUCCCAAGAGAGGAGCAAGAUAAGACGGGUAAGAUUUUUGUUGGUGGUAUUGGCGCUGAUGUGAGACCAAAGGAAUUUGAAGAGUUCUUCUCCCAAUACGGUACCAUUAUCGACGCACAGCUGAUGUUGGACAAGGACACCGGUAGAUCUCGUGGGUUCGGAUUUGUCACAUACGACUCGCCAGAGGCCGUGGACAGAGUCUGCCAAAAUAAGUACAUCGACUUCAAGGGGAAACAGAUUGAAAUUAAGAGAGCCGAGCCAAGACACAUGCAAAAAGGCCAGUACGGUGGUGCCAAUCCAAACAACCGUGGGAGUACCUCCGGGAGCGCCCCUGUGACCGGUGCUAAUAUGACACAGAUGUUCCAAAACCCAAUGAUGGCUUUCAAUCCAAUGAUGGGCGGCGGGUUCAAUCCUCAAGCUAUGCAAGAAUACUAUACAAAGAUGCAAGAGUACUACCAGCAGAUGCAGCAACAAACCGGCAUGGACUACACCCAGAUGUACCAGCAGCAAAUGCAGCAAAUGGCCAUGAUGAUGCCCGGUUUCACCAUGCCCCAAGCGCCUGGUGGAUCCCCAUUAGAUGGCCACGGGUCUAUGUCGCCACCACAACAGGGGGCUGGAAGCCCCAACGGUGGUGACGGUGGCAACAAUGGGGUUCAAACCAUUGGUGAAGACGGUUCUUCCGAUCAAAGGAGCAAUUCCGGUGACGGCACCCCGGAGGUGAAUUUGCCAAGAGGCCCUAGAGACCCUUCAAACGUCCCCCCAUCCCAACGCGGUGGUAAUUCCAACCGUGAACGUGGAGAGAGAAACGAUAGAGACAGGGGGAAUCGCUACCGCAGCGGGUACCGUAAUGGAUCCUCUGGUGGUGGCCGCCGGAGAGGGGCCAGGGGGGGUGACAACAGUUACAGUAGACGUAACAACAGCGGAUACCAUCCGUACAACAGGUAG
Molecule: messenger RNA, 1638 nt
Organism: Huiozyma naganishii CBS 8797
Lineage: Eukaryota; Fungi; Ascomycota; Saccharomycetes; Saccharomycetales; Saccharomycetaceae
Gene: HRP1
Product: Hrp1p
Exons: 1
Coding region: 1-1638 (545 amino acids)
Molecular function (GO): RNA binding
Source: RefSeq, a predicted model, not a curated record